CCUGUUUUGUUUACUACUAUAUCGUUUCAUAGCCCAUCAUCCUCUGUAGCUCUCUUACUGUUCUUCUUCCUCCUUCUUCUUCUUUCUCCCUUUCUAGCAUUCAUCUUCUGUUCGUGUCUUAUUUUGAUUUAUCUCAUUUGAAUUUAUGGGAAGAAAGAAGUCAUUUUGAUAGGUGUUUUUAUUACCGAAACGCGUAUUCGUUUGUUUCACAGAAAGCUGGUUGAGUGAGUGAUUGAGGGAUCAAAGCAGAAUUUGUUCCAGCAAUAUUCAUCCUUUGGAGUACAUAUAUGUCGAUGAGCUUUAUCUGAUGGCGCAAUGAGUUUCUGGAUCCUGUUGUUGCCGAUACUUGAUUGAGAUGUUCUUAUUCUUUUGUUUUUCUCGCCUCAAACCCCCCCACCCCCCCGGUUGUUGGAGAUCAGCCAUUUUCAUGGUGGAAAUUGUUGGCGAGGCCGCAAUGCCUCGGUCUGUUUGAAAACUGAGCUCCUUCUCGUUGGUUGGACUCGAAUUUGGUCCUUUUGUUGCUUGUUGUUUUUCUUGAAUGAAUGAAAAUAUCACGGAAAACUCUUACUCUCUCUCUCUGAGUGUGGAAUGAUCGAGAUACCCAGCAGAUUGAGAUUGAGAUUUACGGUUUUGUUGUUUUGAAUUCCAAUCGAUUAUCAUAUUUCUUUAGAUUCGGUUGCUGGAGAGUCUCUGCAUCUUAAUCUGGUAACAAAUCUCACUGGCUGGUUCAAGCCUUGAGAUUAUUACUUCUCUACAGCGGUCGAGAUGUUUGUGAACCUGGAUUUCUCUAUUAGAUAUUCGGAAAAUAAUUAACAAGGGAACAUGACCAAACCUCCAGAAGAAUUCUUCCCUGCUCAUGGGGCGAUUCGCCGAGCUAAGAAGCUUUACCAGAGCUCGUUUGCUUUCUGCUAGAUUUUGUUGCAGAUAUCAGAGAGUAAGCAGCCCAGAUGGUGUUCCUCUGAGCAAUGUGAAAAGGUCCAUCACCAAUGGCAGAAUUCUCCACACCACGACGAAUACUACCAAAACAAACGUGAGCAGCACUAGUUGUUCUACUCUGGAAGGCAAAGGCUUUAGAUUCAGAUCCCCAUCUAGAACAACUCAAGACCAUAACACCACCCUCGAGGCUGCACCCACUUCUCCCCAAUCCGAGAAUCACCACCAUGACUCCCCACCACCACCAGCAAAGAACCACCAGGCACAGAUCCCGACCCAGAAUCCGAAACGCGACAGGAGUCCAAGUCCUAGUGUGAGUGCGAGUCCCAGCCCCGGCCGGGGUGCUGGAGCUGGUAACGGAGACAUGCUAUUGCAGUGGGGCCAAAGAAAAAGGGCAAGGGUCUCAAGGACAGAUGUCCGCGUACCGACCGAUGACUCGGCUUCAUCUUCAUCGUCAUCUGCUGCUAUCAAAUCCCAGAGGAGACUCACCCCCGCCUCAUCGAUGCCGCCGCCGCCGCCGCCACUGCCCCUUCCUCCCGCUUCUACUUCUAAUGGCACCACCAGACCCAGAAGGGAAGCUUCUUCCUUUCUUUCAAACAGGAAUUUAGAAGAGCGAUCUGGUUGUGGAGGAAAUGGGUCACCAUCAAGAAACGGUGGCAGGGUGUUGCCAAGAUCUACGGCGGGGAAACGAUCUCCUCCUCCUGCAAAACAUGAUAGAAAGGUGAUGCUUUGUUCUGGGUCAGCAAAAGAUGAGAAGCCAAAUGGAUCCUCUGAUCGUGUUGGGACUGCAAAUCAAACACUGUUGGAGCAGGAAUCCCGCCGUAGUAACGCUGCUGCUUCAUUGGCCGGAGGAGGAGGAGAAAAGGUGAAUUUUGAAGUGACUGAGUGGCCCAGGAUUUACAUUGCUCUGUCUAGAAAGGAGAAAGAAGAUGAUUUCCUUGCAAUGAAAGGCACAAAACUCUCUCAGAGACCCAAGAAAAGAGCCAAGAAUAUUGAUAAAGCUCUACAGUAUUGUUUUCCAGGGAUGUGGCUGUCGGACUUGACAAGGAAUCGAUAUGAGGUUCGGGAGAAGAAAUGUGUGAAGAAGCAAAAGCGAAGGGGUCUGAAAGGAAUGGAGAGCUUUGACAGUGAAUCCGAGUAGGGGGAAAGCUUGAUAUUCAAUUUUGCCAUCUCAAGCCUCUCUCUCUCUCUCUCUCUCUCUCUCUCUCUCUGAAGUCACAAAGCAAUUAUGUCUGUGUAUAGUUGGUGUGAUUGGGGUCCACAAACCACCACCACCACCACCUUCUGCAAUUCUAUCUGCCCCAUUGAUGAGUCUGUUACUUGGGUUAUUACUGUUAAUGAUAUUAUAUCAGGUGAGGUUGAGAGAUGCAGAAGUUUGAGAUACUUGGUAGGGUACUAUAAUAUCAUGAACUUGAUCCCUAUGAUGUCAACAUACUGUGAGACAAAGGGGUCAGAGGCUGUGGAGACAUGAAAAUCGAGAGGUUUCAGGCCCGGCAUCCUUUCAGAGAUGAGGGUCCCACUGACAUAUAAGAGCUUUUAUCACCAUCUUAUCUCACGUGCUCAAGCCACCUGGGGUUUCUCAAUUGCUUUGCUCUUUUUUUUUUUUGGGGUUUUUGUUUUUGUCAUUCAUUUUGCGUGAACUUCUUUGAUGUUGUUCAUGCUCUUCACCUGUAGGAACCUGCCCUGCAGUUUCUUCCCCAUCAAUCACAAAGAGCCGUUUCACCCUUUUUUAGGUUUUGCCUUGGUUCACGCUUUGGAAGUGUUUUUCUUUCCAUCUUAAAUGUGAAACUCUUUACAGCUAAUCCUAUGUUAUUUACCGUAUGAAAUCGCUCAAAGGAAUCAGACAACCA
Molecule: messenger RNA, 2783 nt
Organism: Carya illinoinensis
Lineage: Eukaryota; Viridiplantae; Streptophyta; Magnoliopsida; Fagales; Juglandaceae
Product: flocculation protein FLO11-like
Exons: 6
Coding region: 857-2074 (405 amino acids)
Source: RefSeq, a predicted model, not a curated record